Prunus armeniaca (apricot) is the source of this 495-nucleotide messenger RNA. The record is from the annotation of a GenBank genome assembly. NCBI's taxonomy places the organism in Eukaryota, Viridiplantae, Streptophyta, Magnoliopsida, Rosales, Rosaceae.
AUGCGUCCUAGGCAUAUGGGAACCUCUAGGAACUCUCGGAUUGGAAAUUUUGAGGUCAUGGACCCCACGGGGUCCCGAGUCGACUUUUGGGACUUUUAUCGCUUUUUGAGUCUCGAGGCACUUCUAGACCGUUCUAAAGAUGAGAAAAGCUUUUGUGGGCAAAGUUGGGAUAAUUUUGGGAAGAUGAGUUUCAAACCCAUCGUAGGAGUACCCCAUAGUGGCCUUGAAACAAUUUGGUUAUUUCUGAUAACGCCCCACGAGUUACGAGGACGCCUGGACCGUGUGGUGCGAGGAUUGCGGCUCAGGUUGACUUGGUGUCUCCGAGGCCUGCAAGGAAUGCUGUUGAUGCCUGCGAGGAUUGCAGCUCGGAUAGAAGUGGUAUCUCUGAGGCCUGCAAGGAUUGCGGCUCAAGUAAAAUUGGUGCCUCUGAGGCCUGCAAGGAUGGAGUUGAUGGUAUUAAUGGAAUUGACGGAUCAUGAUUUGGGGUAUGCCUAA